Molecule: messenger RNA, 2019 nt
Organism: Thamnophis sirtalis
Lineage: Eukaryota; Metazoa; Chordata; Lepidosauria; Squamata; Natricidae
Source: RefSeq, a predicted model, not a curated record
AUGGUGCAGGCCUACCAGCAGCUCCCAGUGGAUGAUGAUGCAGCAGCCGCUCAUACCAUCAUCACCCACCCUGGGGCCUUCCAUUGUCUCCGCCUCCAAUUUGGCGUUUCAGUUGCCCCAGGGAUCUUCCAGAACCUCAUGGAGCAGCUGCUCCAUGGGCUCCCUGGUGUCGUCCCCUACUUCAAUGAUGUCCUGAUCGCUGCUGUCAGUCGCUCAGGGCUCAUCGAAGUACUUCGGAAGGUCCUCGACCGUUUUAUGGGCGCAGGUCUCAAAUUAAAGCGCAGCAAAUGCUCCUUUGCUGUGCCUAAGGUGGAGUUCCUGGGCUUCAUGAUUGACACCCAUGGAAUCCACCCUACCCCUUCUAAAGUUUCUGCCAUCCGGAACGCCCCUGCGCUCACCUCCAAGGCAGAGCUGCAAGCGUUCCUUGGCCUUUUACAUUUUUACACGCCUUUCUUGCCGCACAAUGCAUCACUAGCUGAGCCGCUGCAUCGGUUGCUUGACCAAUCUGCAGCCUGGUGCUGGGGCAGCCGUGAAGCACAUGCAUUCAUGGCUGUCAAAGCCAUGCUGACGUCAGAGGCAGUCUUAGUCCAAUACAGUGACAAGAUGCCACUGACGUUAGCAUGUGACACCUCCCCUGUUGGUCUGGGGGCUGUUCUGAGCCACGUCCUCCCUAAUGGCUCAGAGGCCCCCGUGGCUUUUUAUUCCUGGACACUCUCCUUGGCUGAGAGGAACUACAGUGAGAUUGACAAGGAGCCUCUGGCUGCGCUCCAUUCACAUCUUCAAGGCAUUUCUUUUAACAAUUCAGCCGGGGAGAGAGUGUUCCUAAAUGAGAAAGGGGAAGCAAGAGGUGGUUUCGACAUCAUCAACUUGAUCACUUUUCCAAACAGAUCCUUUCAGAGAGUGAGACUUGGAGAGAUGGAUCUAAAGGCUCCAAAAGGAAAGGAAUUAUUCAUUGAUGAAGAUCUAAUUGUCUGGCACCCAGCUUUUAACCAGGUUCUUCCAUUAUCUCGAUGCAAUGACCCUUGUUUUCCUGGAUCCUGGAAGAAAGGAAAUGAGGGGAAAGAGUUCUGCUGCUAUGACUGUGUGACAUGCCCAAAAGGGAAGAUUUCAAAUCAAACUGAUAUGGAUGAUUGUUCUCAGUGUUCAGAAGAUCAUUAUCCAAAUCAAGAAAAGAAUGGAUGUAUCCCAAAACUGGAGGUGUUUCUAACCUUUGAAGAAACUUUAGGGAUUGGUUUAACUUCAGCAGCUCUUUCUUUCUUCUUCUUGACCACUUGGGUACUUGGAACCUUUAUUAAGCACAGGGAUACUCCCAUUGUGAGAGCAAACAACAGGUCCCUCACAUACACCCUGCUGGUCUCUCUCCAGCUCUGUUUUCUAUCCUCUUUGUUGUUCCUCAGCCAACCUAGCAAAGUGACAUGCCUUCUCCGUCAACCAAUGUUUGGCAUCACUUUCUCGGUGGCCAUUUCUAGUGUUUUGGCCAAAACUAUCACUGUGGUUGUGGCUUUCAUGGCCACUAAACCAGGAUCUCAGAUGAGGAAAUGGGUAGGGAAAAGAUUGGCUCUUUCUAAUGUACUUUCCUGUUCUAUCAUCCAAGCAUGUAUUUGUAUUCUUUGGUUGUCAACAUCUCCCCCAUUUCCUGAGUUGGACAUGCAUUCACAGGCUCAAGAAAUGAUUUUACAGUGCAAUGAGGGGUCAGCUUUCUUCUUCUACUGUGUGUUGGGCUACAUGGGUAUCUUGGCCAUUGCCAGUUUUAUUGUGGCUUUUCUUGCCCGUAAAUUACCUGACACUUUUAACGAAGCCAAGUUUAUCACCUUCAGCAUGUUGGCCUUUUGCAGUGUGUGGAUCUCCUUCUUUCCAGCCUAUCUGAGCACAAAAGGAAAAGCCAUGGUAGCUGUGGAAGUCUUCUCCAUCUUGGCCUCCAGUGCUGCAUUACUGGGAUGCAUAUUCCUGCCAAAGUGCUACAUCAUUGUUCUCCGGCCUGACCUCAACCAGAGAGAGCAACUCACAAAGAGAAAUUAG